AUGUCGACUUCUCGUAAACGAACCAGGUCACCUAAUACAAAUGAACCAAAGGAAAGUAAACAACUACAAUGUGGACAUCCAAAGCAUGAAGAAUACGUUUCUUCCAUUAAAGAGAUUGGGAAAAGAAAAACGCCGUUGAAAAGAAAAUUAGUCAAAGUGCCGAAAAGAAUGUAUCUUGCUAUAGGAAUUAAAGAGGACGCAUUAAUUUGUAGUCGUUGCAUCGUACAAACAGACAAAGAUCCUGAGUAUUUGAAUCAUCCAAAAUUUGUUAACCAGAGAAUUAAAACACGUCAAAAUGUAAUGUCUAUGUUAAAAAUUGACAUGGUAGAUUAUCCAAGGGGAAGAAAGGGAUAUGAUGAUGAAGAAGAAACAUUACCACCACCUGCUAAGAAAUUAAAGAAGAGUAACAUUAGUAGUAAAUCAUCGAAAACUGCUAAGACCACAAAAACAAGAGAAGAUGAAAAGAAAAGCAGCACCAAUAACAACAAUAAUGAAGGUGAUAAUAAAGAAGAGGAAAUAGAAGAGGAAAAGAGCCAAAAAAAAGGAAAAGAACGCAAGAAUGGCAAAGCUUCUAGUUCUGGUUCCAAUCUGAAAACAUUUAAGGCGUCAAGAACGAACAAAAAUUCUUAA
This is a messenger RNA of Ambispora gerdemannii, 630 nucleotides long. Lineage: Eukaryota; Fungi; Glomeromycota; Glomeromycetes; Archaeosporales; Ambisporaceae. The record is from the annotation of a GenBank genome assembly.